CUGGGCACUUCCCCAGCCAGACUAUCCAUGAUGGGAGCAUAUAGGGUAGGGCUGCUACUGACACUGCUGCUCUGUUCUAUGUGUCAGGAAGCCCAUAACCUGAUACCCAAUGAGAAAUUAGUUGCCCUUGCUGGACCAAUACCAAGCAAUUUUUUUGGGCAAUUGAAUGAGGGAAAUGAAGCUGGAGAUAUUGGUUGCCAUGAUGUCCUUUUGCAGAAACUUAGAGACCAGCUGCCAACUCUGCACCAAUAUGGGGCCACCCAUUAUAAGCUGAACCUACAGUGGGCUGCCCUGUUCCACAAGGGCUAUGAUCAGACAGGGCAGGUCCAGUGCUAUCGCAGUCUGCUCCAGCUCCUGGUCAGUGAGAACAUUAAACCUGUGGUCAUUCUGCAAGGAGAGCGCAGCAGUGGUCUCUUGCUUUCUGCUAGCAGUAGCCAAGUCGGCAGUGACUUAGCCAAUCAGUAUGUGGCCCAUGCCGACUUUGCCUUCAAUGUGUUUGGUGAUUUGGUUCAGACCUGGAUUACCUAUGAUGUCCCCACAGGACAAAGCAGAGAGGUGCCUCCUGAAGGCCUGAAGACCCUGCUCCAUGCCCAUGAGAGAACCCAUAACUUGUACAGAGGCAAAUACUCUUCCAAAGGUGGAAAACUGUCUGUUGCCAUUGAACCGGCCUUGCUGGAGCCAUGUCUGUCCCUUCAACCACAUUACCGGGACUUGGUAGAUUUUGUUGCUCUGAAGAUAAACUACAGUUGCAGGAAUGGAAUCAGCUUGGAAAAUCCUCACGGGGAACAGAGUAUCUGGAAGGGACUACCAGUUCUGGUUUUCCAGCUGAAGGUUGACUGCUCUUCCAUAUCAGAAGAAAGUAAAUAUCUCCCAACCUAUCAAGUUGCUGCAGAUCUGAGUAACACCGGGGUGGUGUUUCUGGGGUACGACAUCAGUGCCUUUGUAGACUAUUCACCUAUCACUAAGGAAAGGGUGGAACUAGGAGCAGGGAGAUCACCAUCCUCAAGUCUAAUCGCCCCUCGUUCAUCCUACACUACAGUCUGGGACAGAUUUGCUAACCAGGCCCCGACUGAGAGAGACUCCUUCUUGCAAGAUGUGUUUCCCAAUGGUUUUUGGUGGGGUUCAUCUACUGCUGCUUUCAAAGUGGAAGGGGGCUGGGCAGAAGAGGGAAAAGGAGAAACAAUCUGGGACAGGUUUGGCCAUGAAAACAUGGCUGCACAGAAUUCAACUGCCAAUGUGGCCUCCGACAGCUACCAUAAAAUUGACUAUGAUGUCUAUCUCCUCAAGGGUCUGCAGUCUGGUGUGUACCAGUUCUCUAUCUCGUGGUCCAGAAUCUUUCCAAAAGGGGUAAUAUCCAAGGAGAAUAUAAAGGGGGUGGAAUACUACAAUAAGCUAAUCAACAGCUUGAGAGUAGCAAACAUCGAACCAAUGGUUACUUUGUUCCACUGGGAUUUGCCCCAACCUCUUCAAGACCUUGGGGGAUGGACAAACGAGAGCAUCAUUGAUGCCUUUGUAGACUAUGCUGAUUUCUGUUUUAGCAGUUUUGGAGACAGAGUCAAACACUGGAUCACGUUUCAUGAACCGUGGGUCAUCAGCUAUGCAGGUUAUGGCACUGGGCAGCACGCCCCAGGGAUUAAGGACCCUGGAAACGCUUCUUACAAGGUGGCCCACAACAUAAUCAAAGCUCACUCAAAAGCUUGGCAUUUGUAUGACGGCAAAUACCGUGCCCAGCAGCAGGGUAAAGUGGGAAUCUCUCUCAACUCAGACUGGGCCGAGCCAGCAUCCCCUACUAAUCCAGCUGACGUUGAGGCAUCUGAGCGAUACCUUCAGUUCAUGCUGGGCUGGUUUGCACACCCUAUACUAGUCGAUGGUGAUUACCCAGCUGUUCUCAAAGCCCAAAUACAGAAAAAGAACCAACAGUGCCCUGGGAUAGUCUCCCAACUGCCCACCUUCACUGAGGCAGAAAAAUCCAGCAUACGAGGCACUGCAGACUUCCUGGGCAUUUCCCAUUAUACCUCCAGGCUGGUGAAUGCAUCUGUUAGUGCAACCUGUGUCACUGAAUAUGACAGCAUUGGGGAUUUUAACCCUUAUGUGGACCCUUCAUGGCCUGUGACCUCCUCUCCAUGGAUCUCAGUGGUUCCUUGGGGGAUCAGGAGGCUGUUGAACUAUGUGAAAGAGGAGUAUAUCACUGGUGGUCUGCCAAUAUACAUAACAGGAAAUGGGAUGCCUACUGCACAUGAUGUAGAGCUGUACAAUGACCCAAACAGAGUGGACUAUUUAAAGGCCUACAUUAAUGAGGUCCUGAAAGCUGUCAAAACUGAUAAUGUGGCUGUCGAAGCUUACAUAGUCCGCUCCCUCCUAGAUGGAUUUGAAGGCCCCCAGGGUUACAGCCAGAGGUUUGGGUUACACCAUGUGGAUUUUAAGAAUGGGAAUAGGCAGAGGACCCCUAAGGAAUCAGCGUAUUUCUUCCACAGAAUUAUUGAAAACAAUGGCUUCCCUAUGACAAAGAAGACAAAUGUUGUGCCAUCAAAUUCAAGAUGGCCGUUAGCAAAGAAGUUACCUGCCCUGCCUUCUUCUGAAGUUCCUUCAAAGGCCAAACUUGUAUGGGAAACAUUUUCAGGGCAAACUGAUUUUGAAAGAGAUAUGUAUUUUUAUGGCACCUUUCCAAGUGACUUCCACUGGGGGGUUUCAAGCUCAGCCUAUCAGAUUGAAGGUGGAUGGAAUGCUGAUGGGAAAGGGCCAAGUACAUGGGACACAUACACGCAGAUUCCUGGGAAUAUUUAUAAUAAUGACAAUGGGAACAUUGCCUGUGACAGUUAUAACCAAGUGGACUCAGAUGUGUACAUGCUGAGGUCCUUAGGAGUGACAAGCUAUAGAUUCUCCUUGUCUUGGUCUCGGAUCUUCCCAACUGGCACCGGCACGCCCAAUGAAAAAGGGGUGGAUUAUUACAACAGACUUAUCAACAAACUUGUAGAAAACCACAUUGCACCAAUGGUGACACUUUAUCACUUUGACCUGCCCCAAGUUCUCCAGGAUAUAGGUGGUUGGGAGGCCGACACAGUGCUUGAUGCAUUUCACAGCUACGCUGACUAUUGUUUCAAGACCUUUGGAGAUCGGGUGAAAUUUUGGAUGACUUUUAACCAACCCCACACUAUUGUGACAGCUGGGUAUGGUCUGGGGUCAAUGCCACCUGCAUUAAAAGAUGACCCAGGAUCUGCUCCUUACAGGGUAGCUCAUAAUCUUUUGAAAGUCCAUGCUAGAGUUUACCAUACCUAUGACCAGCAGUAUAGGGCAAGUCAAGGUGGUGUUAUCUCUUUAAGUCUCAACACAGAAUGGGCAGAACCCAAAAACCCCAAAGACCCAAGAGAUGUGGCAGCAGCUGAUAGAUACUUACAGUUUUCACUGGGUUGGUUUGCCCACCCCAUAUUCAAAAAUGGUGACUACCCAGAUGCCAUGAAGUGGCAAGUGGCCAAUAAAAGUGAGUUACAGAACCUAAAAUCUUCCAGGCUUCCAAGCUUCACAGAGGAGGAAAAGGCCUACAUCCAAGGAACGGCUGAUGUCUUCUGCAUAAACAUUUACACUACAAAAAUAGUUCAGUAUAAAACAGUAUCCCUAAACCCGCCCUCUUUUGAAAGAGACAGGGAUACAGUGGAAGAAGUCAACAUACACUGGCCAACAAUACCCUUUCUAGAUCACAGAGCAGUGGCAUGGGGGUUACGUCGGCUUCUUAACUGGGUGAAGGAGGAGUAUGGAAAUGUUUCAGUCUAUGUCACGGAGAAUGGAGAUGCAACAGAUGAUGUACCACCAGAUUAUGAUGACACCGCACGGAUCUUUUACUACAAAACCUAUAUUGAUGAGGCAUUAAAAGCUUACAGACUGGAUGGUGUAAACCUAAAAGGCUAUGCACCCCGCUCCCUCAUGGACUCCUUUGAAUGGAAAUCGGGCUACAGAGUAAGGUUUGGCUUGCAUUAUGUGGACUUCAAAGAACCCAGCCGCCCCAGGACCGCAAAGCACUCUGCUAUCUACUACGCCCAAGUCAUACGCAACAACGGGAUCCCACAGGACAGGGAGUUAGAGUUCUUGUAUGGGGAGUUCCCCAAGGACUUUGCAUGGAGCGUGGCCUCUGCAGCCUUCCAGAUUGAAGGAGGCUGGAGAGCAGAUGGGAAAGGACUGAGUAUCUGGGACCAGUUUACACACUCGCCAUCCAGAAUCGAAGAUGACAGUAAUGGAGAUGUAGCCUGCAAUAGCUACAACAAGAUGGAGCAGGAUUUGGAAAUGCUGAAGAACCUUAAAGUCUCACAUUACAGAUUUUCGAUAUCUUGGCCAAGAGUCCUCCCAGAUGGAACUGUGCAGUCUUUCAAUCAAGCUGGUCUGAAUUAUUACAUCCGUCUGAUAGAUGCUCUUUUGGCUGCCAAUAUAAUACCCCAGGUAACCUUAUAUCACUGGGAUCUUCCACAAGCCUUACAGAAUGUGGGUGGUUGGGAAAAUGAAACCAUGGUGCAAUGGUUUAAAGAGUACGCAGACCUUAUGUUCCAAAAACUGGGAGACAAAGUCAAGUUCUGGAUAACAUUCAAUGAACCGUACAUUAUUGCCCUCCUUGGCUAUGGCUAUGGCAACUUCGCUCCAGGUGUUAAUGAAAGAAUAGGAACUGCUCCCUAUGUAGUAGGCCACAAUGUUAUCAAGGCUCAUGCGGAGGCGUGGCAUCUGUACAACGAUAAGUACAGGGCCACACAAGGAGGCCUCAUCUCUAUCACAGUCAACUCCGACUGGGCAGAGCCAAGGAACCCCUACAAUCAGGAGGAUGUGGAGGCCGCUAGAACAUAUAUGUCGUUUUUUUGCGGCUGGUUUGCUGAUCCCAUUUUCCAUGGAGAUUACAAUGAGGUCAUGAAAUCCAGGAUCCUGGAGAGAAGUUUGGGUCAGGGGCUGACAAAAUCCAGACUCCCAGAAUUCACAGAGAGCGAGAAGCAAAGAAUUAAGGGAACCCAUGACUUUUUCGGGCUCAAUCAUUAUACCUCUGUGCUCACAGCGCCCCUGAACUUCCCAGAAGGAGACCCAACAUAUGACGCAGACAGAGGUACAUCUGUGAUCAGCGAUCGGACUUGGCUCGGUUCCGGCUCCAACUGGCUGAGGAUCACUCCAUUUGGUUUGAGAAGGUUAUUAAACUGGAUUAAAGAAACCUACAACAACCCUCCUAUUUAUGUAACAGAAAACGGUAUUUCAGAACGCGGGACCAAUCUGAAGGAUGUAUGGAGGGAACAUUACUACAAAUAUUAUAUCAAUGAGGCACUGAAAGCUGUCAAGUAUGAUGGAGCAGACCUCAGGGGUUAUGCAGCCUGGAGCCUGAUGGAUAACUUUGAGUGGGCAGCAGGAUACACAGAAAGGUUCGGACUGUAUUACGUUAACUUCACAGACCCCAGUUUGCAACGUAUCCCUAAGGACUCUGCAAAAUACUACAGAUCUCUGAUUCAGUGCAAUGGUUUCCCAGACCCCAAAGAUGGCACACCUCCUUGUCUCCAGCCUGAACCUGAAGGCACUACAGCUAAAACGACAGUUGACCAAUCAGGUGUUACUACAACCCAACCUUUACAAGGAGAUGAAGAAACAGUUUCCUUUCUUGGGAUGGGAAUCUCAGCUGCAGAUGCUCAGAUCGCCCUAUAUGUGGAAUUUGCUCUCAUGAUCGCUGGCGUUUUGGGGAUUAUAUUAUUUGCUGUCCUAUACAGCAAGUUAGCCAAAAAAUCAAAGUCAGCUAAUUUAUUUUAAUUGCCCGCACCCAGGACUGGAAAAUUCUAGAACAGUUUUCAAAGUUCUGCUGAUUUUUACAGGAAAUGCAAAUGAUCCUUGUGUCGAAGCAGAAAGUGAUGGCACCGCCUAAAACAUAGAAUUUUGGCAAUGUUGAUAGAAUAUUAGUCCACACAAACUCCUCUGUUUAUUUGUAAUAAAAAAUUUACUUAAUUUGGCCUUUAAAGUGACCUUAAUAUUGAGAUGUACAUUUACAUUUAUAUUAAAAAUGUUGUUUACAGUU
Messenger RNA from Xenopus laevis (African clawed frog), 6022 nucleotides. It is a transcript of the gene lct.2.L, whose product is annotated as lactase, gene 2 L homeolog. The coding region runs from base 28 to 5760 and encodes 1910 amino acids. NCBI's taxonomy places the organism in Eukaryota, Metazoa, Chordata, Amphibia, Anura, Pipidae. The transcript is spliced from 17 exons. The record is from RefSeq and is a predicted model, not a curated record.